Messenger RNA from Sorex fumeus (smoky shrew), 727 nucleotides. Its product is annotated as cytochrome b5. The record is from RefSeq and is a predicted model, not a curated record. Bases 105 to 509 code for a protein of 134 amino acids. Lineage: Eukaryota; Metazoa; Chordata; Mammalia; Eulipotyphla; Soricidae. Gene Ontology annotation, cellular component: mitochondrial outer membrane; intracellular membrane-bounded organelle. Gene Ontology annotation, molecular function: heme binding. The transcript is spliced from 5 exons.
UUCCCGGCCCGCGGCUCGGACGCGCGCUCCGUUCCGCUCCGCUCCGCUCGGCUGCGCCCGGCUCGGCUGCUCUGUGUGCGGGGCUCGGCUCGCUGCGCGGCGACAUGGCCGAGAAGUCGGACAAGGGCGUCACGUACUACCGGCUGGAGGAGAUCCAGAAGCACAACCACAGCAAGAGCACCUGGCUGAUCCUGCACCACAAGGUGUACGACCUCACCAAGUUCCUGGAGGAGCACCCUGGUGGGGAAGAAGUCUUGCGGGAACAGGCCGGUGGUGACGCCACGGAGAACUUCGAGGAUGUCGGACACUCAACAGAUGCCCGAGAACUGUCCAAGACGUACAUCAUCGGGGAGCUGCACCCGGACGACAGGUCCAAGAUAGCCAAGCCCGCGGAAUCUCUCAUCACUACUGUGGAAUCGAGUUCCAGCUGGUGGUCCAACUGGGUGAUCCCGGCCGUCUCGGCGCUGGCCGUCGCGCUGCUGUAUCGCAUGUACCUGUCUGAAGAGUAGCCGGUCUCCGGGCCCGAGAGCGAAGCCGGCUCCAGGCGCGGCGCGGGGAGCCCGAGUGAGCCUUCCCCGGAGUGACCUGACGCCGCGUCCUCCCGCCCCGUGCUGCAGACCAGCCAGCCCCGAAGAACUGUCCCCGCCCAUCCUCAGCGCUGCCGUGUGCCUUGUCACGCCCCACUUUUAGGGUGGCCUUUGGAAAGAAUACACCUGGCUUUUCAGUA